This is a messenger RNA of Enterospora canceri, 684 nucleotides long. The record is from the annotation of a GenBank genome assembly. NCBI's taxonomy places the organism in Eukaryota, Fungi, Microsporidia, Enterocytozoonidae.
AUGCAAAAUCCAUUCAAUGCAGGACAAAACAAUAAUGAUCCAAAUAAGAGUGGAAGCAACUUAUUUGGUGGAAUUCAACAACCCAAUCAGAGCACCACCAAUAAUUCGAACACGAAUAUGUUUGGAAGCAACUCAAAUCUAUUUGGUGCAGGACAAUCACAAACUGGACAGACUACCAUUUUAGACAACAAUUCUAAAACAAAUGCGACGGUUAGUAGUGGAAUAGUGGGCAGUAUUCAAGACAACAGUCUAAAUUUGUACAAUUUGACACUAAAAGAAAUUCUGGAGAAGCAAACAACAAUCUUAGAUAAGAACAUUACUGAAUUUAAGAAGAGUGCUGAACAGGUAUUUGAACAGGAUAUGAAGUUGAUAGUGGCUAAGACAAACUACGUGAACAUUCAAGAGAAAAUCAAGAAGAAUGGCACGAAGAUGGAUGAACUGAUUGAAGGACUUGACUUUUUCAGUGCAGAACUAGACAAAUUGGACACUAAGGAAGAGAAUGCACAUGAGAAUACAAAAAUAAUUGCGGAGUUUGAGGGACUAACUGACAAGUUCUAUGAGCAGGUUGAGAACUUCUACGAUGAGAAUGGAAAUGUGAUGGAUUUAAUCAAUGAAAACUAUGAACUGGUUGACAAAAUAGACGCAAUGCUUGAUGAUUUGGAAAGCAAGGCAGAGUCACUGUAA